Cuscuta campestris is the source of this 948-nucleotide messenger RNA. Lineage: Eukaryota; Viridiplantae; Streptophyta; Magnoliopsida; Solanales; Convolvulaceae. The record is from the annotation of a GenBank genome assembly.
GGGAUUUGAUAAUAGAACAAUCCCCGAUUAGAGAAUUUCUCCAACUCUAAAGUGAGAGAGAUGGCGGCGGCAGCUAAUGGCAGGGAAAGUGGUGGUGGAGCGGCGGGAGCACCGAAGAUCGUAUGGAACGAGGGAACGCGGAGGUUCGAGACGGAGGACAAGGAAGCUUAUCUGGAGUACGAGCUGAAGCACGGCGGCAGAACCAUGGACGUUCUCCACACCUACGUUCCGCCCAGCAAGCGCGGCCUCGGCAUCGCCGCUCUUCUCUCUGAAUCCGCCUUUUCUCACGCCAAGGCUCAUUCGCUCGCCGUAAUCCCGUCGUGCUCCUAUAUCUCCGAUACCUUUCUUCCUCGGAACCCUUCCUGGAAUUCCGUCCUGUACAGACCAGAUAUCAGAUCGCAGAUCUGAGGCGCAAAUCUGUCAAGGGAGGGCUGAAGGAACCAGAUUGCCUCAACAAAUUCGAGGACAAUGAUGACACUCAACACAAAAUGUUUGAGACAAAUUUUAAUUAUUUUCAAUGUUUGAGACAAAUGUUAAUUAUUUGCAAUGUUUGAGACUUGUUGAGGAUGUUUACCACCUGGCUCAAUGUUAGUAAAUAUGCGUAUUAUACUAACGUAUGUAUAAUAUGUGUUUUAUACUCACGUUUAGGAUUCAUGUUAUACUAUACGCUAAAAUACACUUAUUUUUAAAAGGGCCAUAUAAUACUCGUUUUUUUAACUUUUCUCAAUUUCACAUCAUCCCCUCCUUCGUUUUGUAUUCAAUUAUUUUCCACCUAUUAUACAUGCUCACUGGCCGGCUAAACUUUUGUACUGUAUGCCAGUAAUAUUUAUAUUUACACAAAGAUAAAUAUGGAGUAGUACUCUUUUCGUCAUGUAAAAAAUUUCAUUCGGAAAAAGACCAAAAUAGGACUAAAUAACAUAGCAAGGAUAAUGAAAUAAGUCCUUCAUA